UUCUACUACAGACCAAUCCUCGUGCACAAUGCAUGUAGUGGGGGAAGGCACUGGGUAGGUUUGGGAUUACCUUCAAGACUGGGGAGUAGCGAGGUCUCCGGGACCAAGGUAAAAAUAAGCAGAAGAUGGCUACAAAUGUUAGUCUGGAACCUAACAAUCCUGAUGACAAGUGCAGUCGCUAUGAGGUUUUGGGUUGGAUCAACGAAACACUACAGACUAAUUUUACUCAAGUGGAGCAAUGUCGUUCAGGUGCAUGUUUUUGCCAGCUUAUAGACCUGCUAUUUCCAGGGACCAUCAACUUGAAGAAAGUAAAAUUUGAGUCGCAAAAGAGGUCUGAUUUUAUGCAGAACUACGGUCUUCUUCAGGCAGCUUUUCGGGAUUUAGAAGUGACAGAGCCAGUUCCUGUGAACGAGCUUCUCUCUGGGAAGUUUAGACCCAAUUUCACCUAUUUGAAGUGGUUUAAGAAAUUUUUCUAUGCCAAUGUAAAGCAAGAGAGGGUGUACAAUGCAUUUGAAGCUCGUGAUGGUCAAGAAAUCGUGCCGGUAGAUGAUGUCAUGAAGUCUCCAAAAGCCUUGAAAAGUUCAUAUGAAUCUGGCAGAGCAGGAGAAGAGUCUGACAUGGAAAUAAAUGGAGGGAGGCGUUCUGCAACUUAUGAUCCUAAGUGGCAAAGAAACUUGAAAUGGAUCAGAGCUAGCGAUAUGGGAGACAACUAUGCUUACUGCACAACAUGUGAUUACAAUAUCAUCCUACUUGCAGGUUUUCAUGAUCUGAAGCGCCACCAGCUGACUCAAAAUCAUAUGAAACAUGAGACAGGGAGAACAAAUUUACCUGGGAGAAAGCAGAUUGAAGAGUCUAUUUCAUGUAGUGAAACCAUGCUGCUCUUUAUUCAAUCGCAUUGUCUUUCCAGUUUACCCUCAAGGAUCAACAGGGUCUCCCAACGCACUGCAAGAUGCAUCCUUGGUCUAAAGUAUCCAAACGACAUUGUUUCUGCUUGUAAGCUGAACCCGUACUGUAUCUACAUAUAUGGGCAGGUACCACUUGAUGUGAAGACUGGAGACAAGACCAACUGUCAUGUGGUACUUGCUGGAUUUUUUGAGGAAAAACAAGCAAGAUAUUGUAUUCGUUUCCUUGAUGUCUUUCAGCCUGAAGACUCCGCUAGCUCUGUAUCGGGAGGAUUAUUUAGCAUACUAAAAAAGUUUGAAAUUCCUGCAAGCAACAUGGUAGCUGUUUAUAUUAAUGACCACGAACUGACCUCAGAAAGUGUAGUGUCUCAGAUCCGGGAGCUCAAUCCACAGGUGAUUGACCUUGGUGGACUUUACAGCAUACCUGACACUGCCUGCAGUGCUGGCCUACAGACUCACUCUGUUCAGGUUCAGGAGCUUAUUGCCAACAUCUACAGACACUUCUCUACUGGUUCCACCAGCAAUGACAACCUCAAGAUGCUGUUUGCAGGUAUUGAUGGACUAAAAGUCCACAGCAAUCCCCUCUCAAACAGUGAGGAGUUUUGCGUGCUUGUCAAAAGGAUUCAUGAAAUGUGGAGCGAUUUGGUCUCAUACUUCUCUUCCUGUGAUGAAAAUAAUGACAACGUUAAGCAAAUUUGUUCACAAUUGGAGAACCCUAAAAUCAGGCUAACCUUGAUGUUUCUUGAUCAAGCUCUUGGUCCACUUCGUGCCUUUGGGCAGCACUUGCAGCAAAGCAAAAGCUCUGUUCGUGCUGAUCUUGUGGAGAUCCUUCGAGAAGCAAGUGGGCUUUUACGAUCGUAUGCCUCAAGCUUUCUCCGCCCUCAAGCGGUCAUACGCUAUCUGAAAGAACAAGAUCCAGCCAUCCUAGACAAUGAAGCGUUUUGCCUUCCCGCAGCUGAGCUCAGUCUCGGUGGUGUGCUAGAAGACUUCAUCUCUGCCAGAGAAGAGGAACUAGCGGAUUUCCUUAGCACAUUUUAUAAUGAAUGUUUGGCGAUCUACAAAACUCUUACUACCUCCAUCGCCGCCAGUCUCCCUCUGAGUGAUAGUGUCUUGAGGGCUAUUUCACAGCUUCUUAGUCCGGCUGGACGAUUAAAAGUCACAGGAAAGAAUAUAGUUGACCUUGCUGUACGAUUUGGCUUCUGCUCUAAACCUGAGGAUUCUGCAAAACUCAAUGAUGAGUUCUUGGAGUACCAGCUUGCUGAGGAAGAAAACUUGUCUUCAACUCAUUCAAUUGAGCGAUACUGGUGUACUGUGCUCAAGACUUUUCCACCAACAUCCGUCUUUAAGAGACUUGUCCUCUGUCUUUUGGUUUUGCCCAGUCCAUCCCUUGAUGCAACAAAGAUCUUUGCUCAGGCUAUUGAAAAUGGCGAUGCUGAUCAGUUGGAUGAUAGUUCAAGUGAAAGCGACACAGAUAUGACAAAGGAGCUGGAUUCCAAUGAUGACAACUCCUUAGAUAACUCUGAACUUCAAAUUUCACCCAUCAAAAAUGGGAUAAUGAAAAAAUCCAGACGGAGCACAUCAGAGACGGUUCAACACUCAAAUGCAGUGAAGCCUUGUGUGGUGCGACUGGAGAAGAUCACCAGUCAGAGAGAAGUGAACCUGAAGAACGAUGGAGCCAAAAAUGAUGGCACCUUGACUAGUAACACAUUAAAGGAGGAUUCUAUUAGGGGAAUACACGGUUGGGAGUGCAGUUUACGGCAGAAACCACAGGCUCGUACAGUCUUUCAGGCCGGUGCAGGUACCUGGAGCAAACCAGCGAUUCAAGACGUGGACCGCAAACCAGAGGCGGUGAAGAAUGAUUUAUCAAAUUCCACACCGAGUCCCAGACGUGGAAAAAGAGAUCAAGCGUACAAUGAUGGAAAAGGUUUUGCCGUUGGAGAGCUGGUUUGGGGUAAAGUCAAGGACUUCUCUUUGUGGCCUGGACUGGUGGUGCCAUGGAAGGGCAGGAUAGUUCCUGUGUCUAUGAGGCGUGUAGAGUGGUUUGGAGAUGGAAUGUUUUCAGAGAUUCAUACAGAUGGACUUCUGCCCUUUGGUGCGUUUUCAAAGAAUUUUUGUAGUAAAUCCUAUGAAGGUUUGCCUACCUACAAGAAUGCCAUCUACCAAAUCCUAGAGCUGGCAGCAGAGCGCAGUGGUAAGUUGUUCCCCCCCUCUGAGAAGAAAGGCGAAGAGGUAAAAGCCAUGAUGGAUUGGGCAUUUGGAGGCUUCCAGCCCAUGGGUGCUGAUGGCUUUUUGCCUUCUGCAGAUAGCUCUGCCAGUAAUAAAACAGAGUCAGAUUCCUCUGUGUCUGAUUAUCAGCCUCCAGCAAAGAGAAAGUAUGUCUUCAAGAACAGACCAUCAACUCAGGAGUGCAACAGAGAUCAAAUGGUUCAAGAGGUUACCAGUAAAGGCAGAAAAAUUGAAGAUUUCUGUCUAUCCUGUGGAAGCAGCAACACUGAAAUAUUCCAUCCUCUCUUUAAAGGAAGCCUUUGUAUUAAAUGCAAGGAGAACUUCACAGAGACGCUGUACAGAUAUGAUGAUGAUGGCUAUCAGUCCUACUGCACUGUGUGCUGCGCUGGACUAGAGGUCAUUCUCUGUGGAAAUGCCAGCUGCUGCAGGUGCUUCUGUAAAGACUGUUUGAAUGUCUUGGUUGGUCCGGGAACGUUUGAUAAGCUGAAGGAGGUUGACCCAUGGAGCUGCUACGUUUGCCUGCCAUCGAAGUGCUACGGCGUGCUCAAGCUGAGGACUGACUGGAGUGUUCGUGUGCAGGAGUUUUUCGCCAAUAACAGUGCCUUCGAAUUCGAGCCGCACAGAGUGUAUCCUUCUAUUCCAGCUCAUAAGCGCCGUCCAAUCAGAGUCCUCUCACUGUUUGAUGGAAUUGCUACAGGCUAUCUGGUUUUGAAAGAUCUAGGCUUUAAGUUGGAGCGCUACAUUGCCUCUGAGAUCUGUGAAGACUCCAUUGCUGUUGGGAUGGUCAAACAUGAGGGCAAGAUUGAAUAUGUGAAGGACGUGCGCACCAUCACUAGGAAACAUCUGGCAGAAUGGGGGCCAUUUGACCUUCUGAUUGGUGGAAGUCCUUGUAAUGACUUGUCCAUGGUGAAUCCAGCCAGAAAAGGUCUUUUUGAAGGCACAGGCCGGCUCUUCUUUGAAUAUUAUCGCAUGUUAACCAUGAUGAGGCCAAAAGAGGAUGACGAUCGACCCUUUUUCUGGCUUUUUGAGAAUGUAGUAGCUAUGAGUGCCCAUGACAAGGCUGAUAUCUGCCGUUUCUUGGAGUGCAAUCCUGUGAUGAUUGAUGCUGUAAAAGUAAGCCCAGCCCACAGGGCACGUUACUUCUGGGGGAAUUUACCUGGAAUGAACCGACCUGUUGCGACUUCUCUCACUGACAAUGUAGAUCUGCAGGACUGCCUGGAAUCUGGACGAACCGCAAUGUUCAGCAAAGUUCGCACCAUCACCACCAAGUCCAAUUCAAUCAAACAAGGGAAGACGGGACCUCUGCCAGUCACUAUGAACGGAAAAGAAGACUAUCUUUGGUGCACCGAAAUGGAGAAAAUAUUUGGCUUCCCAAAGCAUUACACAGAUGUGAAUAAUAUGGGCCGAGGACAGAGGCAGAAGGUCCUAGGACGGUCCUGGAGCGUUCCUGUGAUCCGACAUCUCUUUGCACCUCUAAAGGAUUACUUUGCUUGCGAGUGAAGCUGCUCUCUGGUCCAGAUAACACUGGAGGUUCAACAUCAAAUCCCUCAGAAAAAUGAAUUUGAUUGUUAUUUUUAAAGCUUUCUGCAAAUUCACAGAAUAUUUUUAACAUUUCAUUAGUUUCCAAUAUUGAGAACUUGUUUCAAAAUCCUGGUCAGUGGUCCUUGGAAUGCACAGACACUUUUGGAUCUGAUUUUUAAAGUCAUAAGUACUGUUGUUUUUAACUGUAAACGUGGAGAAAAACACACGAUUCUCCACCCCGCUACCUCAGUGCCAUUCUGUGAUUGGUUCUUUGUCUGGAGCAAUGCCUAUUUAUAAUUGAAUGAAUAAGUUAACUAGCUCUCUUUUAUCUGAAAUCAUUUUAACCUCAUGGUAGCAUUUUAUAUCACUUUUCUACAGAUAUGUUCCUUGUUUAGGAAUGUUAUUUUAUUAAAUAUUGCAUUUUUUUUUUUUAAUAAUAAUUGGUAGUACUAAUGCUGUUUUAUAAUGUAGAAUGUUUGGCCACCAGGACCACACUGAAAACACUUCCUGUUUAGGGUCAUCUGAAAACAAUAUUAAUAUACAUAGAUGACUUGAAUUUCAAUUAAAUGGAUGAUUUAAUCCAAACAAAUGAAAAUUCUGUAAUUUACUUACUCUUCACUUGUUUCAAAGCUUUUUAAGUUCAUUUCUUUUGCUGAACACAAAGAUAUUUUGAAGAAUGUUGUAAACUGACAGCCAUUUUUUCAGAUGUUGGAUGUCAGUGGCGAAUGGUGCCCAACAUUUUUUCAAAUAAUUAAUUUUGUGCUCAUUAGAGAGAAAAAACUAGGUUUGGAACCUCCCGAAAGUAAGAAAACAGUUGGAGUGUUUUCAUUUUUGGGUGAACUGUUCCUUUAAGACUGCAGCAUUUUUUUUGUUUACCCCAUUUGUUACCUGUGCGCACUUCCAAUUUGCAACUUUUGGCUAUUGGUCUAAAACUGUGGUCACUGCAGGACGCUUUUAAUUUGUUUAUUUUAGAAUUUGUCAUGAUAUAUAUUUAAGAGUAAGCCCCGGUGCUAAAUUUUAAGGUUUUUUGUACAACAUUAUGCACACUGAUCAAGAGCUUAACGUGAAACAAGUGCCUACAAGCGAGCAGGCUCUAUUUUUGUGAUAAACGCGUUGAUUUUAACUGGCAUGACUUGAGAAUGAAUUAAAAGGAAUCAUUUGAGCUACUUCGCAUUUGUCUAGUGCAAGUAUAUGAGCAUUUUGUCAACCCGUGUGGUGGAAGAUGUCAGUUUGGAGCUUCAGAAUGUGUGUGGUAAUACUGUUUGUGUUCUGUAGUUGUGUGUUUAGCAUGUGUGUUUUUAAGCCUUAUGCAGAUGGUGAUUGUGUUCAAGGAUAAAAAACUUCCAAUUUUAGUGAGACACGGGCCAGCUUGAGAUGAAUGUGAGCUUUCGUGAAACAUCAGUAACUGGAUUCUGUGUCCCAUUGAGAUGUUUAUGUGUUGUAGCAAAGCUUUAGAAAGUCCCAGAAUCAUCUUUUAUCAAUGUUAAAUGUUAUUAAUGUGAAAUGAUGGUCUGUUUGUAAUUUUGAGGUGCAGUAUUGUCUCUUUCGGAAAAACUCCCUCAGGUCUCAACACCAGCAGGCCUCAUUGGACUGGCAUCUAAUGUUACACUUGAUUUUUUUUAUUCAAUACUUUGUGAACAGAAUAUACUAUAUAUUUUUUACCCUUUAAAUUGGCCUUAAUAUCUUUUUUCUGUUCUGUUUUCUUUCUGAAGGGGUCUUUAAAACCCUGUAUUUUGGUGCUAAAUGAAUGCUUAAUAUUUCUGUAGGUAUAGGAUGGUUUUUAACUGAUGAGUUACAAGACAUAGAUUUUGAUAUCUGAAAUAAUCUUUAUCCCUAGCUUUAAUAUUCCGUGCUUGUACUAACAUCACUGAUGAAAAAUAAAUUGCACCAAACUCUUUUA
Molecule: messenger RNA, 6549 nt
Organism: Danio rerio (zebrafish)
Lineage: Eukaryota; Metazoa; Chordata; Actinopteri; Cypriniformes; Danionidae
Source: RefSeq, a predicted model, not a curated record